CGGUGCUGCUGGUAUUGGCGUAGUCAAAUGUUAUGUGAAUGAAUUGAAUGUGGUUUGUAAUACACCGGGACCUUGUGCGUCUCUGGGACGAUUCUUUAGCGCCUUGAUAAUUUAUGUCGUCCGUGUUGCGCAAUUUGAAGUGAACUCAUAUAGAACUUAAAAUUACUGCGUGUAAUCUGAUCUGUAUUUUAAUGACAAGAAUGGAAUGAUAUGCAAACGAACACCAGUGACUGCAUUUCUACAGCAAUGAAAUAAGUCGUCUUCUAAAUCAAUAAUUUAUGUGACGUAGUUUAUUUAUCCUACAUCAGGUGAUCGAUACAUGUGACACGUGUGGUUGCAGGAUUACUGGUUUCGUGGAUCAAAACAAUAUCAACAAAUCUGAUCAUCCAUGGCUUCAAACAGCUUAGGAAAUCAAAGGAUUACCUGCACGCUAUAGGUAAGAAAGUAGAACACUGACAUACCUGGUGGAUUGGCGUUUGAGUUUGUGGCAGAGUUGUCUCGUGACCUUCGGGGGGGGGGGGCGCCUUUACACAUUUCUGUUUUGUGUCCCCUUGCAUUUAAAGUUGAAUUUUUUUUUUUACCCCGUCACAAAUUUGGGGCCCCUUUAGUUUUUGAGGCCCCCCCCCUUCAACCCCGCGACUGUGACGCGACGGUUCUGCGCUAUGGAAGGAAUCUUUGGUUAUUUAAGGAAAUGCAUACAAGUGUAGGCCACAUAUUGGCCCCAGGCAAACAUUUUCUAGCGCCCUUUAUAAAUAUUUAUUAUUAUUUAUAUAUAUUUUUUUUAAAACAUCGUCUGUUCCUUAUUGUUUCUUUCUGUUUCUUUCAGUGUCGUUAUCCCACUUAGCAUUUAUUUUUAUUGGCUGAAGCCGAGCAGGUGUGCAGCCGCAUGGUUCCUCUACUGUCUCAGCCCCAAUACAUUUCAUGCAAGUUAAUGGGCAAUAAAAUAAUUCACCUAAUGAUUUUUCCCUGGGAAAGGUUUACCUAUUAGUUGUGGGCUGUUUAAAGGACUCGAGUCAUAUCGUGCAAUACCACUGACAAGAUCGCACAGUUUUUUUUUGUUUUUUUUGUUUUUUUUUGUUUUUUUUGUUUAUAUAUAUAUAAACGUGACGUGCAAACUUACGUAUAUGUUAUAGAUAUCAUCGACUGACCACACCGCACUGUCCUCAUAGACAACAGCAACUGGAGGGGAAUGGUACAGACCAAGUGACACGGCAGGCUGUCCUGGUGUGCGACCUCACUUAUUCUUAAAGGCGUUUAAAUAAAACAAUUUGAAAUAAAGCGAACGUUUCGCAAAACCGCUAAAUGUCAAGCUUUUCAACGCACAAGUCCCACUGAUAUCCGUCGGCCUGGUUGGUUCUUAGAUUCCAUUCAUAUAUUUAAAGGCCGUGUCUUUUAGACAGUGAUGCGACAUCUAAUUUACACGGCCCGGCGCGCAUUCUGUUAACCACCCGCUAACCGAACUGUGCACUCGAUGUCGCAUCAGAAGAAAAAAAACGUUGAACCAAUCCAUAACCUCAAUUAGCCCCGCCCGAUCCGUGUCCCGACUCAGGGAUUGUCAGCAGACGUUUUUUGGCCGGCUCUGCUCCGGUUCUGCUCCGGCUAAAUGUUUAUCCGCUCCGAACUCCGGUGAAGGGGUGGUUAAGGUGGUGCUAAGUGUUUAAAGCAGGGCGGCACAAGUCAAAAUGUGAUGCGGGCCGUAAUACUUCAGGAAAAACUUGUGCGGACCAAAAGAAAAUAGGACAUGACUUGUGCGGGCCCAAAGAAAAUAGGACAUGAUUUGUGCGGGCCAAAAGAAAAUAGGACAUGACUUGUGCGGGCCAAAAGAAAAUAGGACAUGACUUAUGCGGGCCAAAACAAGAUAGGACAUGACUUGUGCGGGCAAAAGAAAAUAGGACAAGACUUGUGCGGGCCAAAAGAAAAUAGGACAAGACUUGUGCGGGCCAAAAGAAAAUAGGACAAGACUUGUGAACACAUACAUAUUCAUCUCUAGAGCCAGAUCCUUGUAUGACAAACAAGUUGUCGUAAUUAGCCGUAGUUGAAAGAAUUGUGCGUGUCGCUUGACAUUUAUAGAAAGUUUAUAUUAUUUACAAAAUCAUGUAGAUGGAUAAUCCAACGCACAAACAUCUUUAGCUCGGUCAUCUGUUGCAUCUGGUUGAAUGACGUCUUGAGGGGCUUAGUUCUGUCGUGGGUUCGGCGAGAGAGCCGGAAGUGAUUUCAAAAACUUUUAUUGACAAAAUGUCAAAACUUCGUCAAAGACUUUUCGUUACACGCCCAUCACUAACUACAUGCAAAUGCAGGAAUUUAAACAUGGCGUAUUCUAUUAAUAGAAAUGGGCGCAACAAUGUAAGCAAAAAAAUAUUAUGAACAGAAGAAGAGAGUUUUUAAAAAGUCAUUUAACAAAUAUUUAUAGGGGCCAAUUUCGCAUUGUAAUUUAAAAUGUUGACGUGCCUUAAUUUUUGUUAAAAAUUUCCACUGAUGAUUGAAGCGUACUGUGUUGAAUGCAAACUGUCGUAUGAUUGAAGUAUACUGUGUGGACUGCAACCUGCUGUAGGACUGCUGUAUGAUUGAAGUGUAUUGUGUGGACUGCAAACUGUUGAUGUAUGAUUGAAGUGUACUGUGUGGUCUGCAAACUGUUGAUGUAUGAUUGAAGUAUAAUGUGUGUACUGCAACCUGUCGUAUGAUUGAGGUGUAGUGUUUUGACUGCAACCUGUCAUAUGGUUGAAGUAUGAUGUUUUGACUGCAACCUGUUGUAUGAUUAAAGUGCACUGUAUUGAAUGCAACCUGUUGCUGUAUGAUUAAAGUUUACUGUGUGGACUGUAACCUGCUGUAGGACUGCUGUAUGAUUGAAGUGUAUUGUGUGGACUGCAAACCGUUGAUGUAUGAUUGGUGUACUGUGUGGACUGCAAACUGUUGAUGUAUGAUUGAAGUAUAAUGUGUGUACUGCAACCUGUCGUAUGAUUGAGGUGUAGUGUUUUGACUGCAACCUGUCAUAUGGUUGAAGUAUGAUGUUUUGACUGCAACCUGUUGUAUGAUUAAAGUGCACUGUAUUGAAUGCAACCUGUUGCUGUAUGAUUAAAGUUUACUGUGUGGACUGUAACCUGCUGUAGGACUGCUGUAUGAUUGAAGUGUAUUGUGUGGACUGCAAACCGUUGAUGUAUGAUUGGUGUACUGUGUGGACUGCAAACUGUUGAUGUAUGAUUGAAGUAUAAUGUGUGUAAUGCAAACUGUCGUAUGACUGAAGUGUACUGUUUUGACUGCAACCUGUUGUAUGAUUAAAGUGCACUGAAUUGAUUGCAACCUGUUGCUGUAUGGUUAAAGUUUUCUGUGUGGACUACAACCUAUUGUAUGAUUGAAGUAAACUUCAACCUUUUGUAUGAUUGAAGUGGACUUCAACCUGUUGUAUGAUUGAAGGGUAUAGUUGUGAUGGCUGCCCCGUCAUAUAAAGAAAAACGUGCCACCCGGGGCUGACCACCCUCUCCGAACCCCCUCCUACGCCACUGUGUCGCGUAUUAAUCAAUUUCCAAACACCCACUCCUAUACACACUGUAUAACUCAGUGUAAAAAUGAAAAUAAUAGGCUAAAUGUUACAAAAUAAUAUGCUAAGUGUUACGAAAUAAUGGCUAAGUGUUACAAAAUAAUAGGCUAAGUGUUACAAAAUAUUGGCUAAAUGUUACAAAAUAAUAGGCUAAGUGUUAAAAAAUAACAGGCUAAAUGCUACAAAAUAAUAGGCUAAAUUUACAAAAUAAUAGGCUAAGUGUUACAAAAUAAUAGGCUAUGUGUUACAAAAUAAUAGGGAAAGUGUUACAAAAUAAUAGGCUAAGUGUGUCAAAAUUAUAGGCUAAGUGUUACAAAAUAAUAGGCUAAGUGUUACAAAAUAAUAGGCUAAGUGUUAAAAAAUAACAGGCUAAAUGUUACAAAAUAAUGGGCUAUAUGUUACAAAAUAAUAGGCUAAAUGUUACAAAAUAAUAGGCUAUGUGUUACAAAAUAAUAGGGAAAGUGUUAGAAAAUAAUAGACUAAGUGUGUCAAAAUUAUAGGCUAAGUGUUACAAAAUAAUAGGCUAAGUGUUAAAAAAUAAUAGGCUAAGUGUUACAAAAUAAUAGGCUAAGUGUUAAAAAAUAACAGGCUAAAUGUUACAAAAUAAUAGGCUAUAUGUUACAAAAUAAUAGGCUAAAUGUUACAAAUAAUUGGCUAAAUGUUGCAAAAUAAUAGGCUAAAGGUUGCAAAAUAAUAGGCUAAAUGUUACAAAAUAAUUGGCUAUAUUUUAGAACUCAUAGUUGACCUCUGAUUGUUAAAUUAUUAAUUUUUUUUUUGGAUACGGUCUACUGAAAUGACCUCGACCUACUGACAUGACCUCGGCCUCCAGAAAUGACUUCGGUCUACUGAAAUGACCUCAACCUACUGAAAUAACACCGGCUCCCUGAAAUGACCCCGACCUACUGUAAUGACCCCAACCUGAUGAAAUGACCUUGACCUACUGAAAUGACCUUGACCUGCUGAAGUGACCUCCACCUAAUGAAUUGAUUUUGGUCUUAGAUUUACUUUUUUUUUUUUUUCAUUCAAUAAAGUUUUCAUGGAAUACUCAGGAUAUCAAAGUGAAAAUAUUUUUAAUGUUCUUUCUUGUCAUUAAUCACAACAUAUGUAAUAUGUAUACACCGCUAUUGGCUUUUACUUUAAUAAUAUAGAUUGCAGGUUUCAAUUGGAGACUUUUUAUCGGGAAAACCGAUUUUAAUCUUCUUGUUUUUUUACGAUCUUACCUCUCAUUGCAGUAUUUUAGGUUGGGAGGGCCGGGAGAGGGGGGGGGGUGGAGUAUUGGGGCAUAGGAUGUAUCUAGUUAAUAAACUCCACGCACCGUGCUCUAGUAGGACAAGGGUUCAACUGUCGUUAUUUGGAGGGGUCGUAUACCUAUAAUAUAAUAAUAAUAAUAAUAAUAAAGUGUAUUUCAAAAACACGCUUCAUCCCCAAAGGCUCGAAGCGCGGUACAAGAGUAAAAAAAAAAAAAAAAAUCUAUAAUUUACCACAUUUAAAAAAAAAAAAACACAACAAAAAUAUCCCCAAAGGCUCGAAGCACGGUACAAGAGUAAAAAAUCUAUAAUUUACCACAUUUAAAACAAACGCAACACUACAAAAACUAAUUACAAGCAUACAAUGUCAAAGUCUUUCAACCCAUUUCAACCAUGAGCAACACAGCCAAUAUGCAUUAAAUGGAAAAUAUGGUAGACAAUCAUCCCAGAAGGUGUUUGCGAAAUAAAUGAAUAUAUAUAAGAACAGGAAAUGAUUAAAAAGAUAUUUAGAGAGAUACAGAGAGAGAGAGAGAAAGAGAUGAGGUGAAGAGAGAUGAGGUGGAGAGAGAGAGAGAUACAUCUCUAUCCCCCGACAUGAUCGCUAAAUGAUGACUAACUCGUUAAAACGACAUUCACACAACUAAAGCUUGAACUGAAUAAUUAAUGAGGAAUUCCGUAAGUCAUAUAGUCGUCGAUGACUUGACUUAUUAUACAGCUAAGUCGUGCGUAAGUGAAUGACACCCCCCCCACUCUCCCCCCCCCCGCCCCCACCUCGCAAAAAAUCCUGCGGGCGCUCAUGAAGACAGAGCGUGGGGAUGAAAGAAUGUAGAGCAGGUCGCUUAGGGAGAGAGGGGGUAGAGGAGUACGAUAGAAAUGACAAUAUCGAAUCCGGCCACCAACUGAUACAGUAAUCUAUAAUUCAAUAAAUAGCUCAGAAAAAAACAACACAUUUAACAUUUCAGGCAAUAAUUUUUUAAUACCCUAUGAGUGAAGCCGUUACCUCCCCUAGAUUUGAUUUACUUCCCCUGACUAACAGCUGGCGCCUUCGUUGAAAAGAUUACUUUGGUUAAUACGCUGUCAGCUCCAUCUCUGUCUGUCUGUCUGUCUGUCUGUCUGUCUCUCUCUCUCUCUCUCUGUGUCGCCCUCUCUCUCUCUCACUCUCUCGCUCUCCCCCCCCCCACUCUGUCUGUCUGUCUCUUUCUCCUUGUAUCACUGUCGCAUUCUUCAAAUUAAUAUAAUAUUGAUAUCAAGGUUAAAGUUAGAACUUCUCUUCUGACCAUUGUUUUGGAAAUUGUGAUCGCAUAUGUGAUGCUAACAAUAUGUAUAUUAAAAUACGUACUUGUUAUAAAAUAUAAGACUACAUUCAGAAUAAUCUCAUUACAGAUGUUUAAUACAUACUCAUUGUUGGAUAAUCUGAUCAUGCGCGACAUUAGAAACACAUUUUAUGAGCCAUUGGUGAGUCGUGUGAUAUCUAUAAUUAAGUGAUCUAUUCAAGUCCUUCCCUACACAUUAUUCCAAAGUAUUCGAUCUACACCUGAAGUUCGUGCACCCCGUGUGUAUUGGUGUCACAUUUGUUAGGGGUGUCAAACUCAAUCGCUCGGCGGGCCAAAACUCAAAUCCCAUGUAAGUAAGCGGGAAAUUAACAUUUUUAAAAAACAUUUAUAUUUUUAAAAAAAAAACAGAAGAAAAAAAAUUAAUAGUUUAAAAUCAUUGACAAACCCAUUUUCGUUUUUAUGCUAAUUUGUCAGAGCUGGAUGUUUGGUAUCUUUUCUUGGCUAAAAUGAAAAGGUAGUUCAUUUAUGUUGGGAGUAACGUUCUGUGUCAUUGAGAUUCUCAUGAUGGAUUGCAAGGGUUCAUCUGUGAGACGACUCCAGUGUGAUGUUUUGUUAAUCUUCAUCAUAGAAAUCAGCUGCUCACAUAGAAAUGUGCUACCCAACAUGCUCAAGGUUCGAGCCGCAUGUAGACGAAGCUGGGGCAUUUCUUCAGGAAUGAAACGAGUGAACUGUGCAGGUCCAACUGUGUCGUACUUUGCUUUUAGUUUCCCAUUAUACUGCAGCUCUAUUAGCUCCAUCUGCAAAUUUAUAGGUGCAGUUUCCACGUCUAUGACAAAUGGGUUACGAAACAGCUCGAAAUUACAUUUCUCUGCGUCAAAGUCACUAAAGCGCCGUGCGAACUCGGCGCAAAGUAUGCUAAGUUUGUCAAAAAAACAGUGCAUUGGGAAACACCAUAGUGUUGACUUGGAUAUAAAUGUACGCCGGUCAAGACCUCUCAGGCCUGAUAUAAUUGUACGGUGGGCCGGAUGUGGCCCGCGGGCCUUGAGUUUGACACAUAUAUUUUAGGGUAUAGUUCCCAUGGGUGUCACCAGGGCCGGCCCUAACAACUGAGGGGCCCUAUGCGAAACGGAUUGCGCGGGGCCCAGUCUGGGUAGGGAUAAGGAUAAUAAGUGAACGUUUAGAUUUUGUAUUAGAAAAAAAAAGUGCGGGGCCCACUGCGGUCACAUAGGUUCCAGUGGCGUACGGCCGGCCCUGGGUGUCUCAUAUGUUACGGUAUAGUUCCCGGGCUUGAAAUGUCGACUCAUUAACCACCUAAUCUAUAGUACAUCCUGGGCCACACAAACGGGGCAGGGGGGAGAAGGUGGGCUAACCGAGACGGGCACCAUUUCCCGAGAGCUAACAAAAAUCGUCAAAGUUCAUCGUGAAAAGUAUGUAUGUAUUUAUUGAUACAUUAACUUGUUUUCAAAGAGGGCGCCAAAAUUCAGUGUUACCCCAGGGCGUAGCCACGGCCCUGGACUCCUCUGUUUUUCUUUUCUUGUUCUAAAACCUAAAAAAAAAAAAUGUCCCAAAACAACAUUAAUUUAAUUUAUUCUGAACGUAACUCAUUGGAUAUCCAAAAUGUAAGCCAUUGCUAAAACGCUUUGGUGGUGGGAUGGGGGGGGCUGUGGGAUCUUAGCAACACAUGUGGCCACCGAUCCUCUGAAAUGGCGAUAUUUAAUAUGUGAAAAGAAUGCCUAUUCCUAUUGGAGCGUUUUAAUCGGAGUAGGCACACAUGCUGUAGUGAUUACAUGACUACAAUAGCAGCAUAUAUAUUGUUAGUGUUUCCAUGACUACAAUAGUGGGCAUAUACAGUGUAGGGAUUGUAUGACUACAAUUCAUGUAAGUACAAGGUAGAGAAAUGUUCUUAUAAAUAGUGCAGUAUGGGGCUCAUACAAAUUACGAUGGCAAGCUCCAUUGUGGAGCUUGAUGAAGGGGGGAACUAGUACAAUAAAAUUCUCAAUGAGCUAUAAUUUCGUGCCUCAUGGCCAACUGUAGCAAUUGUCUAAAUCAGGGGUCUCCAAACUUUUAAGACCGAGGGCCGCAUUAUCUAUCCAAAAGCAGUUCUGGGGCCGACGACACACUCGAGGUCCAAAUUAAAGAAUCAAAACAUAGAUAUUGCUUUUAAUUAUUUAUGUAAUAUUAUUUCUUUCAGUUAUUAUUUAAUGACACAUUGAUACACGACACGUGAACACCUGUAUUACUUGGAAUGGUGAAAUUAUUUCCCGGAUGCCAAAAAAGCGGUGAUUAGCAGAAAUUUCUGGAUUUAGAUUUGAUGUCCUUAACAAGUUACCUCAGAUAAUCAUCGGACAAAGUUGUUCUCAAAUUAUUCUCCACGUAUUUCGUUCUUGAAAAUGUUUGUUCACAGAGGUAUGCUGUUUCAAAGAUUGAAAGACACCUUGAUGCAAACGUUUUGAAAUUAGGAAAGUCUUCCCUGGGUGAAAACUGGUAAAAACCCACCAGUCCUUCUUCGAACUUGUCCCCAAGGAGGUCAUUUGCUUGGAACUCAGUGACCUCCAGGUGCAGUUCAUCUGAGCGACUGGCCACGUCUGUUUUAAAUGGGUUUUGAAAAAGUCUCACAUCUUCUGCCUUUAAAUCCAAGUCAGAAAACCGCUGCUGAAACUGCAGCUGGGGGUCUUUGAUGAUCUCGCAUGCCGUAGGGAACUCCGCUGUUGCUUCAGCCAUGAAGACCGUCCACUGCUAAAAGUGUGUCAAGUUGUUGGCCGGUACUUGUUCCAAAAAAAAAAAAAAAAAAAAAAACCAAGAUGAAUUUGGAUCUGAAGGCCUUUAGGUGUGUGUAUAGAUCAGAAACUAGAUUUUCCUCUCCUUGUAGUUUUAGGUUCCAGAAAAUUUAAAUGUUCUUCAUUAUGUCUGCAUCAAAGGCCAUUUUCCAUAUCCACUAUUCAUCAGACACUAACGGCUGUGGCUUGCCUUUACUUUCCAGAAAGUCACAUAUUUCCUUUCUUAACUUAAAUACCUUGAUCAGAACUAUCUGACAACUUAGUCAUCUUAUUGCUGUGUAAUAUGGUAAAUCAUGCGAUUCUGUGUCUGCAUCUUUCAACAUGUCUCUGAGCUGUCUAUGGUUGAGCCAAUGUGACCUUAUUAAAUUAACCCUCGUCACCUCAGGAUUCAGUACGCUGCUAAUGUCCACAUAUUUAUCAUACAAAUCUUUCUGGUGAAUAAUACAAUCAUACAGUGCAGGAACAUUGGUUGUAAAAUAUUUUUCUCAUUACACAUCUGCUUCACUUGUUCCACCAAGCCUUCAUUUAUGCCACUCAUGUUCUUUCCUUCAUCAACGGUCAGGUAACUGAGGUUAGAACAGUACAAAUUAUAAUCAGCAUAUGUUUUUUUUUCAACUCAUUGAAUUUAUCUUCUCCGGUAACAGUUCCGUCCAUGCUAUGUCGGGAAGCCAGCUCGUGUGUUAUGUUCAUGUCUUCAUCCACACCUCUAACGAACACAAGCAGUUGAUAGGUGCAACAGCUGUCCAGCGAUUCAUCCAUUGCAAUCAAAAAAUUGGCGAAACUUGCUUGCAUUUUUCACUAUUUGAGUCACAAUGUUUUCACCCAUGUCUGCAACACGGCGGGCAAAGCUCCGCAACUAGAUGACGUUAUAUAUUCUCAUUUCAUUGACUGUAAACGAAGUAGAAAAACUAAACAGCGAAUAAGUAAUGAUCGGCUAGACAACAUAACGCACUACUUCGCGCUCUAUUUUAUUUCGUUAAAAACAUAACGUCCACGUGAGCGACGUCUGAUCUUCUCAGGAUACACGUACAUUUUCGUAAUUUUUUUCCGUAGACAAAAAGGUCUCCGCGGGCCGCAUGACGGGGCCUUAAGGGCCGCAUGAGCCCACGGGCCGUAGUUUGGAGACCCUUGGUCUAAAGUAUUGCCAAUCACAGCCAAUAAGCAUAUAUGAAUAAGAACUUUAAUAUAUAUAUAUAUAUAUAUGUAAUAUAUAUAUAAUUAACAUUCAUUUAAAAGACACUUCUAAUACUAAUAAAGAGGUUAUUAGGAUAGGGAUAUUGUCAUGUUACCUAAAACCACGUCUCUAAAUAGAUAUUAACUUACAUUAUAUGUACCACUUUCUUCACUCUCAGCGACGACACUCCACCCCCUCCCCCCCCCCGCAUUUUUAUCAUUGAUUACAUCAAAACGGAGUGUACAUUGAACAAUUACAACUAUCACAGAGGAGGAUGUGUUGUGCGCUGUGUUCAGUAACAUCUAACAGAUACACAAGUAGCUGCGUGUCACAUUGUGCCUUGACUCUCCCUCAUUUGAAAAUGCCUCUAUCGUUUCAGGCGGGAUGAAAAAACUUCUGAGAUUCAAGAAGUACCUGGUCGUUGUUCUCUGCGUGCUUCCUUGUGUCACCAUCUACUACUACUCUCAGGGUAAGUCUAGUAGAUUGUUCACUGAAUGUAGAUGGUUGUUGUUCUCUGCGUUCUUUCGCGUGUCACCAUCUACAGGGGUGAGGCAAAGUUUGGGGGAGGCAGUGGGGAUAGAACUUCCAGGCGCAAGACUAGUUGGGGUGCAAAAAUAUGGGCUUUGAUGAUAUCUAUGAAUGGAAAUAAUGGGUUUCAGCGUUGAAAGGGGCGUAAAACGACUAUUGCUCAAGGGCUUCAACAAAAUCUGGCUACGCUUCUGACCGUCUACUGUUACGCUAAUUGUAAGUCAAAAAGAACAUUAACACGAUCAAGUAAUAAAAUAAAUCUAACAAUUUUCACAAAUUUGAAUUAAAUUAAUUUUUAUCAUUUUGCUAUCAACAUUCUCUCAAAUCUAUCAACAUUCUCUUUAAACCAUCCACAUUCUCUUUAAACCAUCAACAUUCUCUUAAAGCUAUCAACAUUCUCGUAAAUCUUUCAACAUUUUCUUAAAAAUAUCCACAUUCUUUUAAAACUAUCAACAUUCCCUUAAAACAAUCAAAAUUCUCUUAAAUCUAUCAAUAUUCUCUUAUCACUAUCAAGAUAUUCUUAGAAUUAUCCAAAUUCUCUUAAAUCAAUAUUCUCUUAAAGCUAUCAAAAUUAUCUUAAAACUAUAUAAUAUUUUCUUAAAACUAUAAAUAUUCUCUUAAAUCAACAUUCCCUUAAAAUACCCAAAUUGCAUUAGAGUUAUCAACAUUUUCUUGAAAUUAUCAACAUUUUCUUGAAACUAUCAACAUUCCCUUAAAACUAUCAACAUUCUCUUUAAACUAUCAACAUUCUCUUAAAACUAUCAACAUUCCCUUAAAACUAUCGACAUUCCCUUAAAACUAUCAACAUUCCCUUAAAACUAUCAACAUUCCCUUAAAACUAUCAACAUUCCCUUAAAACUAUCAAAAUUCCCUUAAAACUAUCAACAUUCCCUUAAAACUAUCAAAAUUCCAUUAAAACUAUCAAAAUUCCCUUAAAACUAUCAACAUUCCCUUAAAACUAUCAACAUUCCCUUAAAAACUAUCAACAUUCCUUUAAAAAUAUCAACAUUCCCUUAAAGCUAUCAACAUUCUCUUAAAACUAUCAACAUUCCCUUAAAACUAUCAACAUUCCCUUAAAGUUAUGAACAGGGUUUCUUUCAGCUAUAUCUCCGGGAUGGGGUGGGGGUGAGGAAACCCAAGUGCCCCCCCCCGAGCAAAAAUAUGUCCAACAAUAAAUCAACUGGCACUGCUGGCACUGCCCCCCCCCCUUUCUCACCCGAAAAAUCUGAAGUGCCCCCUGGGAGAAAAUUUCUGAAAUAAUAACUGGCUAUCAACAUUCUCUUAAAACUAUUAACAUUCUCUUAAAACUAUCAACAUUCUCUUAAAAACUAUCAACAUUCUCUUAAAACUAUCAACAUUCUCUUAAAACUAUCAACAUUCUCUUAAAACUAUCAACAUUCUCUUAAAACUAUCAACAUUCUCUUAAAACUAUCAACAUUCUCUUAAAACUAUUAACAUUCUCUUAAAACUAUCAACAUUCUCUUAAAACUAUCAACAUUCUCUUAAAACUAUCAACAUUCUCUUAAAACUAUCAACAUUCUCUUAAAACUAUCAACAUUCUCUUAAAACUAUCAACAUUCUCUUAAAACUAUCAACAUUCUCUUAAAACUAUCAACAUUCUCUUAAAACUAUCAACAUUCUCUUAAAACUAUCAACAUUCUCUUAAAACUAUCAACAUUCUCUUAAAACUAUCAACAUUCUCUUAAAACUAUCAACAUUCUCUUAAAACUAUCAACAUUCUCUUAAAACUAUCAACAUUCUCUUAAAACUAUCAACAUUCUCUUAAAACUAUCAACAUUCUCUUAAAACUAUCAACAUUCUCUUAAAACUAUCAACAUUCUCUUAAAACUAUCAACAUUCUCUUAAAACUAUCAACAUUCUCUUAAAACUAUCAACAUUCUCUUAAAACUAUCAACAUUCUCUUAAAACUAUCAACAUUCUCUUAAAACUAUCAACAUUCUCUUAAAACUAUCAACAUUCUCUUAAAACUAUCAACAUUCUCUUAAAACUAUCAACAUUCUCUUAAAACUAUCAACAUUCUCUUAAAACUAUCAACAUUCUCUUAAAACUAUCAACAUUCUCUUAAAACUAUCAACAUUCUCUUAAAACUAUCAACAUUCUCUUAAAACUAUCAACAUUCUCUUAAAACUAUCAACAUUCUCUUAAAACUAUCAACAUUCUCUUAAAACUAUCAACAUUCUCUUAAAACUAUCAACAUUCUCUUAAAACUAUCAACAUUCUCUUAAAACUAUCAACAUUCUCUUAAAACUAUCAACAUUCUCUUAAAACUAUCAACAUUCUCUUAAAACUAUCAACAUUCUCUUAAAACUAUUAACAUUCUCUUAAAACUAUCAACAUUCUCUUAAAACUAUUAACAUUCUCUUAAAACUACCAACAUUCCCUUAAAAACUAUCAACAUUCCUUUAAAAAUAUCAACAUUCCCUUAAAGCUAUCAACAUUCUCUUAAAACUAUCAACAUUCCCUUAAAACUAUCAACAUUCCCUUAAAGUUAUGAACAGGGUUUCUUUCAGCUAUAUCUCCGGGAUGGGGUGGGGGUGAGGAAACCCAAGUGCCCCCCCCCGAGCAAAAAUAUGUCCAACAAUAAAUCAACUGGCACUGCUGGCACUGCCCCCCCCCCUUUCUCACCCGAAAAAUCUGAAGUGCCCCCUGGGAGAAAAUUUCUGAAAUAAUAACUGGCUAUCAACAUUCUCUUAAAACUAUUAACAUUCUCUUAAAACUAUCAACAUUCUCUUAAAAACUAUCAACAUUCUCUUAAAACUAUCAACAUUCUCUUAAAACUAUCAACAUUCUCUUAAAACUAUCAACAUUCUCUUAAAACUAUCAACAUUCUCUUAAAACUAUCAACAUUCUCUUAAAACUAUUAACAUUCUCUUAAAACUAUCAACAUUCUCUUAAAACUAUCAACAUUCUCUUAAAACUAUCAACAUUCUCUUAAAACUAUCAACAUUCUCUUAAAACUAUCAACAUUCUCUUAAAACUAUCAACAUUCUCUUAAAACUAUCAACAUUCUCUUAAAACUAUCAACAUUCUCUUAAAACUAUCAACAUUCUCUUAAAACUAUCAACAUUCUCUUAAAACUAUCAACAUUCUCUUAAAACUAUCAACAUUCUCUUAAAACUAUCAACAUUCUCUUAAAACUAUCAACAUUCUCUUAAAACUAUCAACAUUCUCUUAAAACUAUCAACAUUCUCUUAAAACUAUCAACAUUCUCUUAAAACUAUCAACAUUCUCUUAAAACUAUCAACAUUCUCUUAAAACUAUCAACAUUCUCUUAAAACUAUCAACAUUCUCUUAAAACUAUCAACAUUCUCUUAAAACUAUCAACAUUCUCUUAAAACUAUCAACAUUCUCUUAAAACUAUCAACAUUCUCUUAAAACUAUCAACAUUCUCUUAAAACUAUCAACAUUCUCUUAAAACUAUCAACAUUCUCUUAAAACUAUCAACAUUCUCUUAAAACUAUCAACAUUCUCUUAAAACUAUCAACAUUCUCUUAAAACUAUCAACAUUCUCUUAAAACUAUCAACAUUCUCUUAAAACUAUCAACAUUCUCUUAAAACUAUCAACAUUCUCUUAAAACUAUCAACAUUCUCUUAAAACUAUCAACAUUCUCUUAAAACUAUCAACAUUCUCUUAAAACUAUCAACAUUCUCUUAAAACUAUCAACAUUCUCUUAAAACUAUUAACAUUCUCUUAAAACUAUCAACAUUCUCUUAAAACUAUUAACAUUCUCUUAAAACUACCAACAUUCCCAAAAAAAAACAAAAUAAAAUUAUCGAGCAGUUUUUUUCCCCAGAUGACGUAAUCGUCAAACAACUGGAGAAAGAAAACAGUUUAAACAACUGGGAAAGUAGCUCAAGUAUCGAAACUGCCAAACAUGAGUUCACCAGAACAGUUUUCGGAGACGAUACCCGCGAUAACUCGAGAAUCGAUUUCAUUAUGGACCACGAUAACACCGAGUAUCGUUCGACGGAGAAUCCUCGCAAUGUACCAAGAGAUACGCAGUCUGGAGCUGACAGUAAAGAACCCGAACAGACGAAAAAAACUGUUAUAAAAUUCAGAAAACCUCCACACAGAGUAUCACAGAAAGGUAAAAAAUAAAAACAAUUUGCUAUUAGUUGGUUAGUUGACUAUUUUGCUCAUCCAUGGGAAUUUCGGAAAACCAAAAUGAUAUUCCAUUAGAUAAAUAUUUUACUUAUUAAAAAAAAACACAUUAAAUUGUUUAAAAAAAUUAUAAUGAGCUUUUUCAAAUUAAAAAAAAAAAUCUUAAGUAGAUAUUAUUUUUUAAUAGAGAUUAAUUAAUUAAUUAAUUUGUUUAUAAAUCCAUGUUUUCCAUUAAUUAAAAAUACGUUUCAAGGUCAAAUUGUUUGAAUGCCAUUUAAGUUAUCUUAUUUUUUUCUUUUUAAAAGAUGGACCAAGUCCCUGAAUUUGUUUUAAAAUUUGAAUUUUAAACAUGGGUUUUGCUGUGAUUGUACAGGACUUUAACCUUCAUCAGGUCAUAUUGACAGAUCUUCAAAACAAGGAGUGCAAGAGAAGCUCAUCAUUUUGACCUACAUGCGCAGUGGUUCCACACUGACCGGUGACCUUUACCAGCAGAAUGGAGGCGUCUUCUACAUGUAUGAGCCCCUGUGGUACACGGAGAUGUUGUGGGAGGGCAAGGCGAAGACGAAGAACGUGCACUUUCUGGACGGCUCUUGGUACAGGUAUAAAACUCGCUUUCUGCAGUAGAGUGUCUACCUGAUUUGGAGAACAGGAGAUUGUCUGUGUGAGAUAUACAACGAUAGCUUGUCUGUCUGAGAUAUUGAAGAAUAUAUUGUCUCCCUGAGAUAUGGAAAAGUAGAUUGUCUGCCUGAGAUAUAGAGCAAAAGAUUGUCCCCCUGAGAUGUAGAACAGUAGAUUGUCUGCCUGAGAUAUAGAACAAAAGAUUGUCUCCCUGAGAUAUAGAACAGUAGAUUGUCUGCCUGAGAUAUAGAACACAAGAUUGUCUCCCUGAGAUAUAGAACAGUAGAUUGUCUGCCUGAGAUAUAAAACAAAAGAUUGUCUCCCUGAGAUAUAGAACAGUAGAUUGUCUGCCUGAGAUAUAGAACAAAAGAUUGUCUCCCUGAGAUAUAGAACAGUAGAUUCUCUGCCUGAGAUACAGAACAAAAGGUUGUCUCCAUGAGAUAUAGAACAGCUAGCGUUUGUGAGAGACACACUGCAACAAGAACAAGGCGGUGGAAGGGGCACUCUGCCCCCCGAGCGUUAUAAACCCAAGUCACGCUAUUGCUCGCUGUAGCAGGUGGUCUCUGCGAGGCGGAGUUCAGUGUAACUGAUGAGAGAUGUAAAUAUGACGUAUUUAAUUUUAAAUCUAAAUUCGCCAAUGUGUCAUUUUUUUAAAAGGUGUUUAUUAGGUGUUAUUCCAUAAAAAAACAUAAAAAAAACAACCCAUGUCUCUUUGUUUAUUAUUAUUCAGUGGAAAUAUAUUCCGAUAAUUGUCCAUACCUAAAUGUGCAUCCCUCAUUAUUGAAAUGUAUGUGCAUUGAUCAGUGGAUUUCCCAAGCACACAUCUGUUGCACACACCGUUUUUAAGGCCAUCAAACCAGUUAUUAGACCUAAGGGUAGUGACGCGUGGUGAGAACAUUUAGUUUUGAUGGUUACAUCAUUGACGUGACGAAUACACUCUGUGAUAACUCACGCACCCUGGCCUGGGAAACCCGUUUAUGUUAACCCACGAACCCUGGCCUGGCAGCACCCUCUGUGUUAACUCACGCACCCUGGCCUGGCAGCACCCUCUGUGUUAACUCACGCACCCUGGCCUGGGAGCACCCUCUGUGUUAACUCACGAACCCUGGCCUGGGAGCACCCUCUGUGUUAACUCACGCACCCUGGCCUGUGAGCACCCUCUGUGUUAACUCACGAACCCUGGCCUGGGAGCACCCUCUGAUUUAACUCACGCACACUGGCCUGGGAGCACCCCAUGUGUUCACUCACGCACCCAUGUUCCUGGUGCAUUCAACAGUUCAAUAAUAUAAGAAACCACCAUGUCCAUGUUGCUGAACAAAUAAAAAACUAUGUAAAAGAACUUCAUUUUCAUAUUAAACUUAAAAUUUUUCACUUUUAAAGUUUAAAAUUGAUUUUUCUAAAAAAAAAAAAAAAUUCUGUUGUUUUGUAACGUAGACUUCUAAAAUCUCAGCUAAUAUACAAGCUAGAGUAAUAAAAUUUGGUGUGUAUCUUCCUUUAACUAUUUUGUGGGUAAUGAGCUAUUCAAAAGUCAAUUUGGUCAAUCACUUUUGUUAAAAUAAUUUUUUUCAUAUCCUAGGAUGGUAAAUUUUAAGCGUUUUCUGCCGAGGCAAAUUUUAAAAAUAAAAAAAAAAAUGUUUUGAAAAAUUUGAAGGCAAUUAAACUAGCUCAGUACCUCUAAAUAUAAUUGAAUCAAUCAAUUUUUAAGCAAUAUGUAUGUUUGUUUUUAAAAUUUUAGAACUCUACGAAUGGGGAUUAUUUUCAAGAUGGCCGCCGUUGCCAUGGCAACUAUAUAAUUUUUUUUUUUUUUAAAGCAUGACAAUAUAUCUCCAUUCAUAGCUUAACAUGAACAUAAUAAAAUAGUUGCUCUAAGUUGGUUCAUUAAAAAAAAAUUGUUUUGGUAGCCUGCCCCCUUAAGCGGAAUCUCCUUUAUCAAAAUAGCUUAAGCACGGCCUCACUGCCUCACAAAGUUGAUUCAUCCAUUUGCAAUGAGAACUUUUUUGUUUUCAGCUUUUCAAGUUGUAUUUCAAUAUCUUCAUUCAUUCCGCUAUUCUUCUGCUAAGUAGCAUAGCUUUCGCAUCUUUUUCAUCCUUUUCCAGAACAGUUUUAAGAAAUGCUGAUAUUGAUGGUUUGAUAAAACUCUCUUCUACAUAGCAUGAUUUUUUCAAAGAUUUAGCGAUGAGAAAGGAAAUUUCAUAACCAGCCUCGAGAGUACGAUUGACAGUUGCAGUAUCAGCAGUAAAUAGAGACUUUUAUGUUGAUCGUUUAACAAAAUACAAUUUAAAUCACAGUAGACGGUUAGUUUUCAAAUUCCAGACAGCUCAUUUUCCAAUGGCCCUCCUAAACAAUCGAAUCGUCCUCCCACACCACACCCCACCCCCACAAAAAAAAAACGCUGGACACCACCGCUAUAUGUUGUCAAGGACUGCACACUUUGAGAUCGUGUACAAAUUGAUCGUGUUAUGUCAAGGAUUGCCCGCGUGAAGGAACCAUGGGAUGAUAUUGUUGCUAUUAACGGAACGAUUUUUAUGCUACAGUGUAAUCAACAUGAACAUUUUUAUGCUGCAGUAUAAUCAACGUGAACUUUUUUUUGUUACAGUAUAACCAACAUGAACUUUUUUAUGUUACAGUAUAACCAACAUGAACUUUUUUAUGUUACAGUUUAACCAACAUGAACAUUUUUAUGUUACAGUAUAACCAACAUGAACUUUUUUAUGUUACAGUAUAACCAACAUGAACUUCUUUUUGUUACAGUAUAACCAACAUGAACAUUUUUAUGUUACAGUAUAACCAACAUGAACUUUUUUUGUUACAGUAUAACCAACAUGAACUUUUUUAUGUUACAGUAUAACCAACAUGAACUUUUUUUGUUACAGUAUAACCAACAUGAAAUUUUUUAUGUUACAGUAUAACCAACAUGAACUUUUUUUGUUAAAGUAUAACCAACAUGAACAUUUUUAUGUUACAGUAUAACCAACAUGAACUUUUUUUGUUACAGUAUAACCCACAUGAACUUUUUUAUUUUACAGUAUAACCAACAUGAACUUUUUUUGUUACAGUAUAACCAACAUGAACAUUUUUAUGUUACAGUAUAACCAACAUGAACUUUUUUAUGUUACAGCAUAACCAACAUGAACUUUUUUUAUUACAGUAUAACCAACAUGAACAUUUUUUGUUACAGUAUAACCAACACGACAGAGGGCAGAUAUGAACGAGAACUUCAAAUAUUACGAGAUGUUUUUAGCUGUAAUUUGAUGUAUCUGGAUUAUGGUACACUCAAGGUAUGUCACAGAUUUAAUUAUCGUAAUAUAGCACAUUUAACCAUCGUAAUAUAGCACAUUUAAUUAUCGUAAUAUAGUACAUUUAAUCAUCGUAAUAUAGCACAUUUAAUCAUCGUAAUAUAGAACAUUUAAUCAUCGUAAUAUAGCACAUUUAAUCAUCGUAAUAUAGCACAUUUAAUCAUCGUAAUAUAGCACAUUUAAUCAUCCUGAUAUAGCACAUUUAAUCAUCGUAAUAUAGCACAUUUAAUUAUCGUAAUAUAGCACAUUUAAUCAUCGUAAUAUAGCACAUUUAAUCAUCGUAAUAUAGCACAUUUAAUCAUCGUAAUAUAGCACAUUUAAUCAUCGUAAUAUAGCACAUUUAAUCAUCGUAAUAUAGCACAUUUAAUCAUCGUAAUAUAGCACAUUUAAUCAUCGUAAUAUAGCACAUUUAAUCAUCGUAAUAUAGCACAUUUAAUCAUCGUAAUAUAGCACAUUUAAUCAUCGUAAUAUAGCACAUUUAAUCAUCGUAAUAUAGCACAUUUAAUCAUCCUGAUAUAGCACAUUUAAUUGUAGUAGGGGACACGCUCUGAGAAAAAUAACACCAACAGCUAAAUUCAUUAUGCAGCAGCACGCAGUGAAAGGUUGUAAGAAAUCGACUGCCAUUGAACGAAUCAAUGCUGUCAAUAUUAACACACGGCUAAUGUAACAAAUAGGCAGCUGUUUAGUUUAGGUUUUUUUCAUAGAGGCCUCCUCGUGUGUAUCUGCUGAACGGACCAGGGCAACUCAAAACCUAAAAAAAACUAAUCAGCAGUCUCUAACAAACAAAACUUAUCAGGUUCCAUUAGCAAUCUCAAUGAAUAAAAUGUAUUUUGUAUGUUUUCUUUUCGCAGCAGUAUCACAUGUUCUCAAGUGUGUCCACCUUUAUGUACGCCAGGUGUGCCUACCAGUUUACAGGUAAGUCAAUUGUGUGUCUUACCGUGCCCUGGAGGGUGUGCCAAACUAGACAUUUCUAAACACACCUUUAGCUUGUGCCCAACGAGACAUGUAUGUGGUGUUUCUGAACACACCUGUAAGGUGUGUCACCUGUAAGGUGGGCCUAACUGCACAUGUAUGUGGUGUUUCUGAACAGACCUGUAGGAUGUGCCCAACUAAACAUGUAUGUGGUGUUUCUUAACUGCACACUGCACAUGUAUGUGGUGCUUCUAAACACACCUGUAAGGUGUCCCUAACUAGACAUGUAUAGGGUGUUUCUGACCAGUCCUGUAGGGUUUUUAUAGCUAGAAAUGUAUGUGGUGUCUCUGACUAGUCCUGCGGGGUUUAUCUAACUAGAAAUGUUAAAGGUUAUCUGAAUUUAUUGCUCAAAAGUUUUCUCUAAUCAGUCAUUUGUUUCCGAAUGACAUGUGUGAGAUGUGUCUAUGAGUGAGAUGUGUCUCUGAAUGAGAUGUGUCUCUGAAUGAGAUGUGUCUCUGAAUGAGAUGUGUCUCUGAAUGAGAUGUGUCUCUGAAUGAGAUGUGUCUCUGAAUGAGAUGUGUCUCUGAAUGAGAUGUGUCUCUGGCUGAGAUGUGUCUCUGAGUAAGAUGUGUCUCUGAGUAAGAUGUGUCUCUGAAUGAGAUGUGUCUCUGAGUAAGAUGUGUCUCUGGCUGAGAUGUGUCUAUGAGUGAGAUGUUCAUCUAAAUGAGAUGCGUCUCUGAAUGAGAUGUGUCUCUGAGUAAGAUGUGUCUCUGAAUGAGAUGUGUCUCUGAAUGAGAUGUGUCCCUGAAUGAGAUGUGUUCACAGACCCUAUCAGAUGGCCUUCUUCCUGUCUCUCCUAUAUACCACGAACGGCAUCUUCGGCUAACUAUCACGUGUACCACAUUUCGACUAAUACAUGUGAAGACCUCUUUGGUGGGAAAGGUUCCUUUAUGGGAGCCAAUGUGUUCAGUUUCCAAUAAAUAGGCGAACGUCCUACAACGGCUUACUGAACAUGGUUUAUUCCAAGCCCGGCGCGAAGGCAUGUUUGAACCAGAAUGUCACAAAGAUUUGUAUCUUUUCCGAUGGAAGGGAUAGAAUACCCUGUGAGUGUCAUGGUCAGCAAGAAGUAUAUGACGAUUCUUUAAGAUUUUUUUUUCUGCAAAACAAAUUAUGAAUGUAGUCGGAGGUUGUUUUUUUUUUUUACGAGCCCCGUUUUUGUUUAAACGACAUUUGAAAGAUUCAUCACGUGUGAUUGUGCUGACACGAUUGAGUACCGAAACAAGGGUAGUCUCAGCAUAAACAGGGGAAGUCUCAGGAAAACAAGGGUAGUCUCAGUAUAAACAGGGGAAGUCUCAGGAUAAACAAGGGUAGUCUCAGUAUAAACAGGGGAAGUCUCAGGAUAAACAAGGGUAGUCUCAGUAUACACAAGGGAAGUCUCAGGAUAAACAAGGGUAGUCUCAGUAUACACAAGGGAAGUCUCAGGAUAGACAAGGGUAGUCUCAGUAUACACAAGGGAAGUCUCAGGAUAAACAAGGGUAGUCUCAGUGUAAACAAGGGAAGUCUCAGGAUAAACAAGGGUAGUCUCAGGAUAGACAAGGGUAGUCUCAGGAUAAACAAGGGUAGUCUCAGGAUAAACAAGGGUAGUCUCAGGAUAAACAAGGGUAGUCUCAGGAUAAACAAGGGUAGUCUCAGGAUAAACAAGGGUAGUCUCAGGAUAAACAAGGGUAGUCUCAGUAUAAACAAGGGAAGUCUCAGGAUAAACAAGGGUAGUGUCAGGAUAAACAAGGGUAGUGUCAGGAUAAACAAGGGUAGUGUCAGGAUAAACAAGGGUAGUCUCUGGAUAUGAUCUGUGGUGAAAGAAGUCCAUCAUUUCAUCUGCCCUGUUGUACGCGGUCUUCAUCUGACUGGCAGUGGCAUCGCAGUCUAAGAAGUGGAGUAAAAUGUACGGAGAUUUGGACAUGGCGGGACGAUGAAUGCCAUAAGUCAAUGUGGCUGUCGAAGUGAAUUUGGCUGUUGGUUGGUUUAUAGUAGGCAGAGGUCGACAAUUCGUUUUCUUAUAAGAUAAGGGUAAUUCCCAAAAGUUUAAAGACUCAUAUGACAUCUUCAUACACUUAAUAUCUAGACCAGCGUUUCCAAAAAAAAACAAAAAAAAAAAAAAAAAAAACAAACAAAUGUCGUGGCCCGGUUAUGUGUAUACUUCUCCUUCCUGACCCACUAAAAAUUGUAUCGCCUAUUCUUAGCUAUAGAUAACAUAAAACCCAUAGGAAUGCCUAUGAAUUAUUUUUUUAAACAUUUUAUUUUCAAAAAAAAAAAAAAAGUAAAUAAAUAAAUCAUUUACUCUUACAAACAUGUUAAAGAAAUCAAACAAACUGGUGCAUAAUGUAUCAAUAUAAUGAGUGAUUUUGAUUCCUCCCUUAUCGAUCUUCCUAAUUUUUGUGUUCUUUAGCUUUCACUUCCUCAAACGUGCUUGAACAGCAUGCAGCAAUAAAGCAAAUCAAACUCUGAUCGCCCGGUAUGACUUCAGAUUAACCUGGAAGUAGAACGAGCCCCAUUAGACCGUGCAGGCCUUAGAUUAACCUGGAAGUAGAACGAACCCCAUUAGACCGUGCAGGCUUUAGAUUAACCUGGAAGUAGAACGAACCCCAUUAGACCGUGCAGGCUUUAGAUUAACCUGGAAGUAGAGCGAACCCCAUUAGACCGUGCAGGCUUUAUAUUAACCUGGAAGUAGAAUGAGCCACAUUGGACUCAGCGUAUAUGUUGCUAAUUACCUGCGACCAAUGAGACAAAGAAAAACGCUCCCAUCCUGAUUCAACGUUAGUUAUCGUUGUUUUAAGGUAUCGUAUAGAGGGAAACAACGGCGAAAAACAAACAGUAAACACCUUGCAGUUUUCUAUAAUAUCUUUUGCGACCCAGUAUUUAUGCUUCAGUACUGGGUUGCGACCCUACAUUCGUGAAAUGCUAAUCUAGAAUAACAGCCGUGAAAUCCUUGAAAAUGUGGGGAUUUUACAUGAGAUUCAUGACUUCCUACUCAUUAAUUCAGUUAAAGCACACCAAACAAAGCUGCAUCAUUCUUUGUGAGCCUUGGGACAGCUGUCCUUUAUGGUGACAUGUAACAGCCCUUGGCUUUAUACCCUGAUCAAUAAGGAUCUAAAAACCCGACCCUUAAGUAUUGCAGCGACGGCUCUAAACUGUAAGAGGAGCUUAUCGACGGAAGUUAGUGUGCAGUUAGAGAGGAACACGCUAUCAAAAGUGCAGCCAUAAUUUUCAGUGAUCGGCUUUCGUUUUCCUUAAAGUAUCAAAUAUAAGUAUCAAAUAUAAGUAUCAAAUAUAAGUAUCAAAUAUAAGUAUCAAAUAUAAGUAGCUGGCUUGCGCUUUGUGCCAAUAAAUUGACUAAUGUAUCCUAUGUGUUUGUUGAGACUUUGUUUUAUGGCCAGGUUAUAGUUUGUAAAGAUGUUCUGUUGAUAAAGUAGAGUGUUAUCGCUCCAUCCUUUGACAUGUGACAUUCAACAAAUUAACUGCAAGGCAUCUUAGCCAUUUAUAGAUAUGAUAAGAUUGACAUUGUUACAUAUUGAGUCAAGAUAAGAUGAAAUGACAUGAAUCUAAAUAAGAUUCCUAACAAGCUGGCUGCUUCCUAUUCGGCGUAUUUUGUAUUGUGAUUAAUAAGACACGAACAAAUUGUGUCAAUAGAACAAUAUCAGUUACGCUUUAAUAAUAAUUAUACACUAUACACAAGUAAACGUUUCGGCACACGACGUCAUCGGUACAAACAAACAAAAAGUUUAAAUAAGUAUAAAUUAAAUUUACAUAAUAUAAAAAUACAUAUCCUACCUAAAAAAGAAAAUAGGAGAGGGCGCUAAAACCAGACAAAAAACAAAGCAAAGUGGAGUGAAAAGGAAGUGAUUUGAACAUAAUUGUAAAAACCAAACAGGAAAAAUAAUUCUAUAUUUUGAAAUAACGUAUGGUUCAAUAAUGAGUUUAAUAGCGUGCACAAAUAAUUUCCGAUAACUACGCUAAAUGAUUUUUUUUUUUGGCGCGAAAUAUUUUCUUUACGGAAAAUGAAAUCGUCUCAAUUUAAAUAUGGUGUAAAAAAAUAUUCGGUUUAAAAGUGGUUGGGACAUCAGAAUACUUAAUACAGUUCCAUGAGCGUGAAAUAAAAAGUGUGCACAGAAUGUAUCAUGGAGGGAAAGGGUGUCGCGAAAAUUGAGAUUCUUAAAUGUGCCUUAUUUGAGUUCAUGUUUUGUCAAGUGACUUUAGUAGAUGGGAAGUUCACGCAUUGCUGUCGGCAAUUUUUUGGCUGGCCAUAUCUAGCGAGAUGUAUUGAGAUAAGAGGAGAAAAUAUGAGACAACAGAAGACAAUAGGAGAUAAGUAGAAAUAAGAUAAAGUAGAGACACGAUGAGAACGGGUGAGACAGGAUGUGACGCAGAUCGUCUAUGUCGCCUUGUUAUUCCCAUUUGGACCGCCAUUUUUACUUUUUACCCACCCCAAAAUAUAUUAACGAAAACACAUAAAUAAAUACAGACCUUUUUGAUGAUUCAAAUAUACAAAGUAACGUGGAACAAUAAAUGCUUUAUUGGGGGGGGGGGGGGGGUUUUUUAAAAAUAAAUUUUUUUUUAAAGAUUAUUUAUAACAAUUUAAAUGUUAAUUAUGUCUUCUGUUUUUAGUCCAGGCACAGAGGGUUUGAGUGUGUGUUAGAGAAUGGGGUCCAGCGUAUCACAGCGCCAGCAAAACGACAUGACGACAAAAGUUUAACUUGUGACAUUCCAUCUGUAAGUUUCUGCAAAUGAUCACUUAACUGCUGUGAACCUUGGUGUUAUAAUUUUCAUUACCAUGUUGACCCUUAUGAAAAAAAAAAUAGAAAAAAACAAGUUUGUGAAUUUUAUCACUAGAAUAAAAAGCUUCAAUCAUAGAAUUAUUAUUUUUUUAUAAUGUUUCAUGUAAAACUUAAAUUUAAGAAAAAACUACUUUGAUUACUUCCUAACUUUGCUUUUUUGUUUAUUUUCUGCCCUUUUUACCAGAUGGAGUAUGCUGAGAGUGUUGGAAUGCUUGAGGCAAAUCUGUCUGUGUAUUGGGGGAACAAUUUCUGGUUGGAGAGUACAUCUAGACUUUAUGGUANUUCCCAAAUUUUAAAACGUUUACCAAAUCUUCCCCCCCCCCCCCCUUAUUAAGUUUAUGUAAUGGGCGGACUGCCCCCUUGAGCUCGUUGUAAUCAUUCGAUGCCACAAUAAGAGGCGUAGCGAAGAACAUGAUUUCUAUGGCGUCCACGCCAAGAACCAAAAGUGUGCACCUUUCAAGCUGGAUUCACCUGUUUUUAAAUAAAUACAAAGUAAAGCUGAAAUCCAAUUAAAGAAGAAUAAUAAAUAACAUAUUGUUACUUGUAGAGGAGUUUGUAGAGAUUUUUUUAGGAAAACAAAUAAUUGCACUAAGAAUUAUUGGCCCAGGAUGGCUGAUUUUUCGCUCGGCCCUUUUUUCAAGUGGUGCCCAUUUCAUAAGUGUCUUUCCACACCCUCAUGCAGUGUCUUGCUACACCCUCGUGAAGUGUCUUGCAACACCCUCGUAAAGUGUCUUGUCAAGUCCUCAUAAAGUUUCUCGUCCCACCCUCGUAAAGUGUCUUGCCAAGUCCUCAUAAAGUUUCUCGUCCCACCCUCGUAAAGUGUCUUGCCAAGUCCUCAUAAAGUUUCUUGUCCCACCCUCCUAAAGUGUCUUGCCACGUCCUCGUGAAGUGUCUUGCCACACCCUCAUGAAGUGUCUUGCCACACCCUCAUGAAGUUUCUUGCCACACCCUCAUGAAGUGUCUUGCCACACCCUCAUGAAGUUUCUUGCCACACCCUCAUGAAGUUUUUUGCCAAACCCUCAUAAAGUGUCUUGCCACACCCUCAUGAAGUUUCUUGCCACACCCUCAUAAAGUUUCUUGCCACACCCUCAUGAAGUUUCUUGCCACACCCUCAUGAAGUUUCUUUCCACACCCUCCUGAAGUUUCUUUCCACACCCUCAUCAAGUUUCUUGCCACUUCUUGCCACUCCCUCAUGAAGUGUCUUGCCACACCCUCAUGAAGUUUCUUGCCACACCCUCAUGAAGUUUCUUGCCAAACCCUCAUAAAGUGUCUUGCCACACCCUCAUGAAGUGUCUUGCCACACCCUCAUAAAGUUUCUUGCCACACCCUCAUGAAGUUUCUUGCCACACCCUCAUGAAGUUUCUUGCCACACCCUCAUGAAGUUUCUUGCCACACCCUCAUGAAGUUUCUUGCCACAUCCUCAUGAAGUUUCUUGCCACACCCUCAUGAAGUUUCUUGCCACACCCUCGUAAAGUGUCUUGCCACACCCUCGUAAAGUGUCUUUACACACCCUCGUAAAGUGUCUUUACACACCCUCGUAAAGUUUCUUGCCACACCCUCGUAAAGUGUCUUUACACACCCUCAUGAAGUUUCUUGCCACACCCUCGUAAAGUGUCUUGCCACACCCUCGUAAAGUGUCUUUACACACCCUCGUGAAGUGUCCUGCCACACCCUAUGAACGCCUUUCAUCCAAAAGCCUGUGUUGUUGUUUUUUAACAUUAUUUUAUUUUUAUUUUACUUCCCAUAAUCCUAUCGUAAUUUUACCUAUAAGGUUGGUGAUAAAUUUACACCCAAUGAAUUUGUAAUGUUUAUCUAAAUCUGAAACUAUAAGAUGAUAAAUCCUAUUUUUUUACCCUCUCCAGAUGAACUACACAUAGAAAAGUGCCUUCAAGAGACGGUGCAAGAAUGCCUUACCUCUCCAGCCAUCGUCACCAAGAUAAUCAGGGGGUCAAUGCGACAUGUGUAUGACCUCAUGAAAAAUGACCCCGCGGUAAAGGUCCUUCACCUCUUGCGCGAUCCCAGAGGAUCUAUGAAGUCCCAGUACCAAGUCGGAAUGUUCAAGUGGCCGCAUUUGGGAGAAAGCUCCUACAAACAUUGCCAGCGAGUGCUGCGCGACCUGGAGCUCGCCAAAAUAAUAGCCGUUGAUUUUCCCGGCAGACUGUUCUCGCUGCGCUACGAAGAUUUGGUCCAGUACCCCGUUGCAGCGACACAGCAGCUUUACGGUUUCCUUCAUCUGACGUUGUCGCAAGAGAUAAAAGACUACAUCUGGAACAUAACUUACGCGGGAAACCCCGACGACUGCAACAUUUGCACGACGCGCCGCAACGCCUCCGCGACAGCCCACAGCUGGAGGAGAAGAUUGUCGUUCAGAAGCAUCGCUUUGAUACAGUCGCAGUGUGCGGAACUAUUUUCAGCCUUAGGGUAUAGAGUUUUCCAUGAUUAUGGCGAGCAGUUGAAUGAAAAUAUACCAACAAAAUAUGAUAUAUCAAGUGGGGAAUUUCAGAAAGAAACAACUGCCUUCUUUUAAAUGUUAUAGUAUUUUUUAUUUUAAUUAUUAUUUUUUUUUUUUUCUUUUUUGUAAGAUGCUGCUUAAUUCAAACUAUGCGCACGGCAUAAGGCCUAAAAUGUUUUUUGAUUCAUUUACAUAAUUUUUUUUCCGAGUUUAUUUUUAUACAAGACCAAAGUGACAGUAGAUGCUUAUAGACGCCAAAUGAACGUUCUGAAAGUUCCUAUCCGACAUUCAGAAAGCCCCUGUUCGCAGAGCAGCUUUAUAAGGUACCUAUUAGUUUGGAAUAUUCAUAAAUUCUUAUACUUAUAUCCGUCUAGUUUAUUUAGAAUGUCUUUACUCAUCGUAUUUUCAGAAAGUCCUUAUUCGUUUUGUAGGCCUUUGUUCAGAAUUUAAAAAAAAAAAUCCUUGCCUAUGUUCAGAAAGCCCCCUUUUGUUCAAGAGUUGUUUUCUUUUCUUAACUCGAGGGGAGAGAAAAAAAUUAUUAUUUUUUUAAACUUAAUUUUUAAUGAGUUGCCUCGUAGCUACUACCCCUGAACUAUCAAUGACAACAAAAAAUCAACUAAAAGAAAUUUGAACCGCCUGCUCGAGGACCGCCUUCCGUACGUUUACGUUAAUGUCCGACUGCUGCAGAUGAAUAGGCCUAAGUGUGCUGGACUAUUUUUAAAUCCUACUUAUUUAACUACGCUUUUGUUCGUGGGUGGCCUCAUACGGCUAAUUGACCCACUUUCCGUCAACCUAUCGAGCUGAAACUUGGCACAUAGCUUCAUUCCCGUUGACAACACGUUCUGUUAAACUUUCAGCCCCAUCUCAAGCAAAAACCCCCCUCAAAAAUAAGACUUUUCUCUUUUUCAAGGGGAAGAUAAUUUAAAAUUCCCGAUAAAUUUAAAAUUCCCGAUAAAUUUAAAAUUCCCGAUAAAUUUAAAAUUCCCGAUAACUGCGCAGUAUGAGAUUUUCAUGUAAAUAUCGUUUGUGCGUAAUAGUAUCUUUAAUGUUUCUACAAUGGUUGGUGAAAUAGAUCUGUGGUGUCAAGGUUGGUGGGUCAUUAAAAUAUGAAUAUACUACAGUGGCAUGAAAAUAAUGUGUGGUUGCGAUCCUAAAAAGUGAG
This is a messenger RNA of Lymnaea stagnalis (great pond snail), 27930 nucleotides long. NCBI's taxonomy places the organism in Eukaryota, Metazoa, Mollusca, Gastropoda, Lymnaeidae. The record is from the annotation of a GenBank genome assembly.